AUGCUGCUAGGCAUCUGCAAGCAGCAGCAGCAGCAGCAGCAGCAGCAGCAGCAGCGGCAGCAGCAGCAGCAGCAGCAGCAGCAGCGGCAAAGAGGAAGCUGCUGCUGGGGACCUGACACGGGCUCUGAAGCGGCAACGUUCCAGGCAGCGGCUACUGCUCAGCAGCAGCAGCAGCCGAGCAGCAGCAGCAGCAGCAGCAGCCGAGCAGCAGCAGCAGCAGCCGAGCAGCAGCAGCAGCCAUCACUGCAGCUGCCGCAGUGCCACUGGCUUCCACAGCAUCUUCUGCUGCAGAAGCUCCAGCAGCAGCGAUUGCUGCUGCUGCAGCAGUCAAAUUCGCAGGCCCAGCAGCAGCAGCAGCAGCAGCAGCAGCAGCGCGGGCAGCUGUGUGGCAGCAGAUAA
Eimeria necatrix is the source of this 399-nucleotide messenger RNA. RefSeq lists its product as hypothetical. The coding region runs from base 1 to 399 and encodes 132 amino acids. The transcript has 2 exons. NCBI's taxonomy places the organism in Eukaryota, Apicomplexa, Conoidasida, Eucoccidiorida, Eimeriidae. The record is from RefSeq and is a predicted model, not a curated record.